Poecilia reticulata (guppy) is the source of this 1183-nucleotide messenger RNA. RefSeq names its product mitochondrial ribosomal protein L19 (gene mrpl19). NCBI's taxonomy places the organism in Eukaryota, Metazoa, Chordata, Actinopteri, Cyprinodontiformes, Poeciliidae. Gene Ontology annotation, molecular function: structural constituent of ribosome. Gene Ontology annotation, cellular component: mitochondrial large ribosomal subunit; ribosome. Gene Ontology annotation, biological process: translation. The record is from RefSeq and is a predicted model, not a curated record.
GUUUCCGUACAAUGUGACAACAGAAGGUCAGACAUGGCGGUUUGCACUAGAGGAUUUGGUAAAUUUGCUACGUCGCUGCGUUUUUGUCGAAAAUUGCAGCACCAGAAUGAACGACCGUUUUCUACAUCCAUGUGUCGCCCUGCGGCAGACAGCGAAACACCUAAGUUUGUCCCUCCUUCCAAGCCUGUCAUAGUAGAUAAAACACAAACGGUGACUUCUCUGAGAAAGUUUCUGAGCCCAGAGUUCGUCCCUCCCAGGCAGAGGACGGUUCCUUUCAAGUUUUCCUUGGAGAGGAAAGACAUGAUUCGCAGGAGGAAAAUGCUCAACAUUCCCGAAUUUUAUGUUGGCAGCAUCCUUGCAGUGACCAUGGCUGAUCCUAAUGCUAGUGGGAAAACAAACCGCUUUGUUGGUAUCUGCAUCCAGAGGGGUGGAACCGGCCUGGGCGCCACUUUUGUCUUAAGGAACAUCAUUAAUAAUCAAGGUGUUGAGAUCUGCUACGAGAUGUAUAAUCCUAGGAUCCAGAAAAUUGAAGUCCUGAAGCUGGAGAAAAGACUGGACGAUAACCUUAUGUACCUUAGAGACGCUCUGCCUGAGUACAGCACAGUGGACCCAGAAAUGAAGCCUGUGCCCUUCUCCCCUACUGGAGAAGUGCCUGUUAACUCGCUCAAAGUAAAAAUGCUUCCAAAGCCGUGGUCCAAACACUGGGAACGGCCCAAGUUCAACAUCCAGGGCAUCACCUUCGAUCUGUGCAUGACGCCCAAUCAGAUGGCGGGUGCCCAGAAACGUGCGCAGCCUUGGAGGGAGUACGACAUGCUGCGAGAGUACGACACCACAGAACUGGAGGAACAGAUCCUCAAAGAAGUGCAGGAGGAGAUGAGCAAGUGACUGGAGUCCCGUUUAACCCCUCAGUGCAACCGUGGGAGCAAACAUUUCCAGCAACAAGGAAUAAUUGGAAAAUAGAUUGAAUGAAAUUAUUCAUUCAGUACGUGACAGUUAGCUUAAAGGUCACUGUGUAAUAAAUACAAAGAAAGCAACAUGGACAUUUCAUAUUUGUCAGUGGAUUAAAUUGUCUUGUAUGUAUUCACUUGACUGUAUGAGUUCCUUCAGGUCUCUAACUUGUCUCCUUCCAAACAGAAAUUAAGUUACCAUCCUAAAAAUAUUAAACUUGAAAUUUUGGAUUUGA